Nerophis lumbriciformis (worm pipefish) is the source of this 2070-nucleotide messenger RNA. The record is from RefSeq and is a predicted model, not a curated record. NCBI's taxonomy places the organism in Eukaryota, Metazoa, Chordata, Actinopteri, Syngnathiformes, Syngnathidae.
AUGCCAACCUUUUCCGUUAUGUAUAAAGGAGCCGUCAUCAUUAGCAGGACACUCAUGGGUCCAUACGGUGUCGACAGAACAGUUCAUUCCUUGGACUUUACAGAUUGUGAGAAUGGUUUAGGUAUUAAAGUGAUUGGAGGAGUAAAGGAGCUAACCGGAGAAGAGUUUGGAGUUUAUGUUAAAAGGAUUUUACCUGGUGGCCUUGCUUCAAGUGAUGGAAACCUUUUACCAGGGGACCAAAUCUUGGAGGUUAAUGGUGAAAGUUUAUUGGGUGUCACAAGUGAAAGAGCUGUGGAUGUCUUGAGAGCAGCUUCAGCAACCAAUCACAUGCGACUUCUUAUCGCCAGGGACGAGGAGGCAAAGAAAGAAUUUGCCGAUUUAUUGGAGAAAUAUGGCUCCAACGGUAGCACAGGAUCAACACGCAACUCUCCAGUACAGCAAGGCGGUCGCUACCUGGAAAGUACAUCUUCAGGUUCUUCAUCUCGCUCUCAGAGUCCCUUGUUGUUAAGCCCAGCUGGCUCUCAGAACAUGUACAACAACAGUGGACCUAUGCUGCGCUCCCUCAGUCACCCGGGUGAAGGAGUGAUUCAACUCAUUUCUGUGACUCGAUCUAGCAGUAUGGGCAUCACACUGGGAGGUGGCUCCAAUCGCCCUGAUGGCCCAGCAGUCUUCAUUCAGGAGGUGCUGUCAGGUGGAGACUGUCACCGAGAUGGACGUCUAAGGCCAGGAGAUCAGCUUAUUGCCAUUAACAAGGAGUCUUUAAUAGGUGUUACCCACGAAGAGGCUAAAAGUAUGAUGAACAAAGCCAAAAUUAGUCAGGAAAGUGCAGUGGAGAUUGCUUUCAUCCCAGGUAAAGGGCUUUUCCAAAGCAGUACAUCUCUCCACAAUGGCGUCCAUCGAGCAGCAGCCAACUGUCACAAUUCUGGACGCUUAAAAGUCCACAUACGAUCACCAGAGAUCUGUGCAGAGGAGCCCGACCCGGUGUCCUCGCCUUCCCCUGACAUCUGCCCACCGGAUAUCCACAUUUCAGGGCAACAGCUCAAUAUAAAUAAUGAUUCAACCAAUCAGAGGUCAUCCACUGGGACUAAACCGAAAAUCACACUUGACCCCUACAUCCGGCUCAAAUCUGACAAACUGGAUUUGGCUCUGUCCUUCCUCGGCUUGGAUGUCACAGAUGAGAAAAGAAAGAAGUUGCGACAGAGCUUGACAACAGACCCGCAAGGCACGGUGGCCUAUGGAGACUUUGUAGACGCCACACGGACCGUUUUCCAGGAUAACUUGGAGGAGCUCAGUUUAGCAGCAGGUCCUUUCAUGUUCUCCUAUCAUGAAGCAGCCAGUCUAAUGGACACGUCGGCCUUCCAUUCCCCUACAUAUGAAUCAGAGUGCAGCUAUAACAGUGAAGAUAUGGAACAAUUUCAGACAGAGGUGAAAGAGCUACAAACACAGAUGAAGCAGCUCAAGACGGUUCUAAAAGACAUGGAGCACAGCAAGAAAACUCUGGAAGAUGAACUGCAGAAGACUUCUGAGAAAGCGUGUUUGACCGUGGAGGAGAAUGUUCGUCUGAAGACCCGUCUGCAAGCAGCUGAGGCUGAGGUGGGGCAGCGUCACGGGAGCAGCGCCGAGCAGGACUACGAAGAUGUGAUCCAGCUUCUGGAGGCUGAAAUUAAAGACCUAAAGAACCAGCUUGCCAGUAAAAGACAAUCACGGGGAGACGAGUCCAGCAAGGAGGAAGUGCAAGAACUGAGCAGGAGGCUGACUGCUAUUGACUGUCAGCUUCGGAAGUCUGAGGUCAACAGAAAACACCUUGAGAUGUCCAACAAGAAACUGCUGGGCUUUGCACAGAACGUCCACAAGGUGUUAACAACACCCAGCCUUUUUGGAGGAGAACUCGGGAGCAACAGAUCGUCACCGGCCGCAGACAGUCCAGACACCAUGUCGCCACUUCCCGAUCCCGCGUUGCAACUGGCGGUCAAGGCCAAAGAGCUGGUACAAGGCAUAUUCACCCUCCCAACUGAUGAUAAAGGGACAGAAGAGGAAGUGGCCCCAGAUGUCAGCUCUCACGCCAUGUGA